Molecule: messenger RNA, 2142 nt
Organism: Mesorhabditis spiculigera
Lineage: Eukaryota; Metazoa; Nematoda; Chromadorea; Rhabditida; Rhabditidae
Source: the annotation of a GenBank genome assembly
AUGCUUCGCCGACUCGGCGGCAGUUCCAACUCACUAUGGAAACCGAAGAACCCUCAUUCAUUAGAAUAUUUAAGAUACCUCCACGGGGUACUUCAGAAAAAUGAAAAACUCACCGACCCCAAUAAGAAAGUCCUCGUCGAAGCCCUCAGAGCUAUCUCUGAAAUUCUAAUCUGGGGCGAUCAAAAUGAUGGCACGGUUUUUGACUUCUUCCUGGAACGCCAAAUGCUGUCCCAUUUCCUUCAAAUCAUGAAGCAAGAUUCAUUAAAUAGCGGCAGUUACGUAUCGAUACAAUUGCUACAAACUCUCAAUAUUCUAUUUGAGAAUAUUAGGCACGAAACGUCAUUAUACUUUCUACUCAGCAACAAUCAUGUAAAUCACAUAAUCACACAUCGAUUCGACUUUCAAAAUGAGGAAAUAAUGGCGUAUUAUAUUUCUUUUCUAAAGACGCUCUCGAUGCGGCUGAACCCAGCCACGAUACAUUUCUUUUUCAACGAGUUUUCAAACGAAUUUCCCCUCCUCACCGAAACUUUGAAGUUAUAUGAUUCCAGAGAGAAUAUGGUGAGAAUUGCCGUGCGAACGAUUCUGCUCAACAUUAUACGGGUACCAGCUGAAGGGUUACAAGCAUAUUUAGCCGGCGCAUUAAGAGAUUACCUAUGCGAUUUAAUUGAUCAACUUGUCGAUAUGGCGUUGGAUUUGGACGUGUUUGUAAGAAACAACCAAGCGAUGCUCUUGACGCCAAUAUCUUCCUUAUUUUUCGCUUCUCAGAUCCUCCUCGUCGUCGCCUACAAACCACUAAUCGAAGCCUUCGUCCAAGCAUUCCUCUUCGAAGACGCUUCUAUACUCUGCACACAAUGGAUCAGAUCUGAAGACUCCUACCGUCUCGAACCCGCCUCAACUACCGGAUCUGUUGCGCAUGAAGAUCGAGCAUUCUUCGGAGGCCUACUCGCUGCCCUUGAUAGCACCCAAAAUGAUGACUACCUGUCCUUCUACGCAUUGAUGCUCAUCUACGCGAUGCUGCAGAAUAAAGGUGACAUUGGGGAUAUUUUGACGGCGGCUAGUAUUCCUCACAACGGUGGUUCCACUCCGGUGCCGACAUGCGAGCCGAGGAUAUUGAAGGGGCUGAUCGAAGUGGUAGAAUCAGCUGCAAAAGCCGAUUCACGACUUCGCCCCGUCACCCUUGAACUUGCUUGCAUCGUCCUCAGACAAUUGGUACUACAGGCUGACGAUGAUAAUAAUAUGCACGAAACCAUUGCUCGCAGUGCCGGUGUUGUACAGGCUGUGAUGGGCACCCACCUGGCUGCUGCUCUAUCCAGAGAGCAGUCGUUUUUGGAGAUGUUUGAGGAUGAGUACGACCAGUUUAGUCACUGCCAACUCCGACUAGGCCAGGUCGGUUGGGAGCUCCUCCUCCCUCCAGCCACCGCUCCAAACUCUGGCCUCCCCUUGAAUAAGAGAUUGCCAGAAGGUCAUGAAGAAAGGGUUAGAACGAAUAUUCAACUCUACCUCCACACCCGAAAAUUGAAGCAAGACAUGUUAGGCGAACCGGAAAUACACCUACCGCUGCAGAUCGACACCCACGCUGUAGUUCGAGUUGGGGAUUGUAUAAAUUUGAACAAUUCGGAUCUAUUGUCCGUGACCGUGGCAAGCAACAAAACACGGCUUUCCCGAUUCUUGGUGACCGAUCGUCUACAGUUGAUUUUGGUGGAGCCCGACCCAAAGAAAGCCGGAUGGGCGCUGGUUGCCUUUGUCGGGUUGCUACAGGAUACCCAAAUCUCCGGUGAAGCCACAGAUUCCCGAUCUCUAAACGUGGAGGUGGAGAGUCGGGGAGGUGCUAAAAAACCGCCACUUCUACAAGCACGCUUCAUCUUUGACGAUCAUAUCCGGUGCAUGGCGGCUAAGCAGAGAUUGACGAAGGGUCGUCAAAAUGCUCGCCAACUGAAGAUGGGGUUGAUUUGCGAGUUGUUGGGUUGUAGAAACGAGAUCAUGGCACGAGCUAACCCCUUCAAAAUCGUGAAAGGCUGCGCCCCAGGAAGCGCCCGGAAGCAGCUAGACGUCAACCGAGACAACAGCCCAUCCAGAAAUUCCAUGAAUUCCUCAAACGACAGUCGCUCCGAAAACUCACGUACCUCCGGAAUUCACCAUGUG